Miscanthus lutarioriparius is the source of this 465-nucleotide messenger RNA. Lineage: Eukaryota; Viridiplantae; Streptophyta; Magnoliopsida; Poales; Poaceae. The record is from the annotation of a GenBank genome assembly.
AUGCCUCCCCCUCCGCCGGCGGCCGCCCGCAGCAGGGGGCGGUGCAGCGCGCUCAGCUUCGCGGCGGCGCGGGACCGGUGCUUCAGCCACCGUUUCCGCAGGGCGGGGCUGCGCCCGCCCGCCGUGCCGCUCCCGGCGCCCCCGCGCCCGGACCCGGACCCCGAUCCCGACCCGGCCACCACCGUCCACAUGUGGGUGCCCGCGGAACCCGCUGCUCCUCCUGCACGGCUUCGGCGCCUCCGCCACGUGGCAGUGGGCGCCCUACCUCCGCGCGCUCAUCGCCGCCGGGUUCGACCCCAUCGUGCCCGACCUCGUCUUCUUCGGCGCCUCCCCGACCGCUCCGACGCCUUCCAGGCCUCCGCCAUCAAGGCCGCCAUGGACGCCAUCGGGGUCCCCAGGUUCGGCCUCGUCGGCGUCAGCUACGGCGGCUUCGUCGGCCACCGGAUGGGCGCCAUGUUCCCGUAG